CUGUAUUUUGUAGAAUUUAUUAAGUUUUUCUAAUGUUUGGCCAGAUUUUGUACAUUGCUGUUAUUAAGCCAGAAAAUCUUUAUUCAACAUAACUUAAGUCUUAUUUUUAACUCUUUUUUUUUCUUAGAACUGGUUUUUCCAUGCUAUUCUACCGCCCCCCACUGUACGUGGAAAUUCUUACGGAAUGGGCACUAAAGUGGAAACUGAAGCUACCCGACCAUUGUGGAUGUGAUUGUGAAUACGAAUCGAACGCCAAUCGACGUCCCACCCAACCUCGUCCGCUCCUGAUUCAGAUCCGGGGUAAUGUAAACUUCUCGGGCGUACUUAAACGCAUACGCACACGCACGGGCCUAUGUUUAGAUAGCCAUAAACCAUAAACUAUCAUGUUCUUCACACAAUCCUCAGCAAACAACAAACAAAAGCGAGUGCACACAAAUCGCCACGUCUUCAGUUCGAUAUCUGCACGUGAAAAAAGUCUGCCUUUCCUAGCUGACAAUAGUCGACAUAAAAUUCUAUGAUUCUAUAAUUCUAUUAACCAUUAAAUAAUUAACAACAAAUGCACGUCAAAUCGUUCUUAGAAAUUCAAUGACAUUAUAUUUAGUAUUAUUUUAUAGAAUUCUCGCUGAGUAAUUUGGUUUUAAAUGUUUCAGAUUGCUUGACACGAAUAAUGUGAAUCAUUCUAAUGUGGUUUUUAUACUUCUCCCCAUAACAUACAUUUUAAAUUUAAAAAUUUGAAUCAAUCCAAACUUUGACCUUAAUUUCCUGUGAUUCUUAUCGGUGUAGGAGACAAAAGUCCCUUUUUUUUCCCAGUGCAGCCAUGUUGGAUCGCCUCGAUCGAUGUCGAAUGUCCAAUUGUGUAAACAUUAGAAUGCAGACGCAUGAAGCCUUAUCAGCUGUUGUUGCUGCAAUCGUUGUUCUUGAUGUUGCUGCUGCUGUUGCACAUUUGCUUCUGUGGGGCACAAGGCAAGGGGCAGGAGGAGGAGCGGGCAUAUCUGCGAUAUGCAUCGGAUCGGCAAUCAGUGAGCGUUCGAGCUGCUCUGACUCCCACACCCGCCCCUCGAUCGGCAGAUGGCCGCCUGUCUGUCCGUCCCUGUCUGUCGCACUAUCACCGGCCGAGAAGGCGAGAGUGCGGAAAUAUGAGCGAUCGAGAGAACCGCAGAGAGCGCCAAGUCAUGGGGGCAGCUCUGGGGCGUGGUGAAAGGGGGUCUAGGGGUCUGCUUUCUCUUUUAAAAUUAAAACAAAUUUAAAAAUUAAUGCUAAGGAAUAAAAAUCCAAUAGACAAGCAACGAAUUUUACUAACAGUUUGGCGACAAUUUUUUUUGCUGACAGUUUUUAAUAAUAUUUAUGCAGAUCAGUUGUUUGAGUUUGUUUAUUGUCAUUAUAAAGCCACUUGAGCUUUUGAUGAAAAUUGUACAUCCUUCUGGAAGGCGAGAGAGAGGGUAGGAGAAUUUUUAACAGGGGGGCUAGAACCCUCUGGGAGGCAAACCGGCUACGGCCCUGGGCAGCAGCAGAGAGACGGUUUGACUAAGGCCGAGAGUGAGAGUGAGAGCCUCCUAUUUGUCAACUGACAAUAUCAAUAUAGCGACUCGUAACUCGCGACCGCGCUGCUCUGCCCGCACUCGACGAACUGCACUCGAUCCGGCAGUUAUAGACGAUCCGAUCCUAUCCGAUCCGAAUCCCAUCCGAACCGAGAACGCGGGCGAUACGCAAUUUGUCCGUUACGUUCGACCACUGCGAAUUGUCCACUCAUUCCGGGUAAUAAACAGAAAGUUACUUCGAUUUCAGUUCGAAUCGAGUGACAUUCGAUGCCGUUGGUUUUAUCGCGAGCGUGUGCCCCUUUUCGAAUUUCUUUGCUUUUUUGUUUUUGUGAUAGUGUUUAGUGCUGAGUUGGGGCUUGGAUUUGAAUCUUGGCAACCUGUAACCCUUUUAUUCUCUACCUGAUCUCGCGAGUCGAAGGUAUUAGUCAUGAGAGCCGGGGCGGCUUUUGAAUCACCGACAGCAACAACAACAAUAAAAGCAGCAGAUUCAGUGGCGUCCCCCAGCAACAACAAAAACCACAACGAUUAAUGAAUAACCCCAGCGAAUGCGAAUGCCGUAAACUGUUUACAUUGCUCACAGCAUUACUCACUCACUCACCUCGCUCUACCUGGUCGAGGAGAGGAGUGAAGUGGAGUUGAUUGGAUUGGAGUGGAGAGUGGAAUGGAGUAAAAGGGGAGCAGAAAGUGUAGAGAUCGCAGCUGCAGCACUAGUUUCGAUUACGUGAGCAGAAAACAAAUAAACAAGCAAUUUCCCAUCCCCACUUCUCACCACAACUCACCAUCCCCUCCUGACCACUGAUAAGGGAACUACCGGGAAGCAAGGAGAGAGAAAGGAGAGAGAGACCCGUGCGAUCGCUAGAAUCGCAGAGGAUUACCAAAUAACAAAACCAAAUUCAACUAGAAGUAUGAGUGACGAGACAACCAUUAGCCUAGACGGCUAUCCCCCCCUGGAGGCGUUGACGACUAUGGCUCCGCCAGCGGAUGAGAGCGGCUUCUCGCAGUCACUUUUGACCUUUGCCGCGGUCAUGACCUUUCUCAUAAUGGUUGUUGGCAUUACCGGCAACCUGCUGACUGUGGUGGCCCUUCUAAAGUGUCCCAAGGUGCGCAAUGUGGCCGCCGCCUUUAUCAUCAGUUUGUGUAUUGCCGAUCUGCUGUUCUGCGCACUGGUGCUGCCUUUCCAGGGUCUGCGCUUCGUCCAAGGAACCUGGCGCCAUGGGCAAGUACUCUGCCGCCUGAUUCCCUUUAUCCAGUACGGGAACAUCGGAGUUUCCCUACUGUGCAUCGCAAUGAUUACGAUCAAUCGGUAUGUGAUGAUCACCCACCACGGACUGUAUGCCAGGAUCUAUAAGAGCCACUGGAUUGCGGCUAUGAUCGCCGCCUGCUGGCUGUUCUCCUACGGCAUGCAACUGCCCACGCUUCUCGGAGAAUGGGGCCGCUUCGGCUAUGAUCAUCGCCUGCAGACCUGCUCCAUUAUGACCGACGACCACGGACACAGCAGCAAGACGACGCUGUUUAUCACGGCGUUCGUCAUCCCCUGUCUGGUGAUCAUUGCCUGCUACGCCAAGAUCUUCUGGGUGGUCCACAAGUCGGAGCAGCGCCUGAAGCGCCAUGCCACCAAGCAGAACUCGAUACCCAACAAUCUGCGCCCGCUGGCCAGCACGGGAUCGGGAGCCCUGCCCUCGGGCGGGGAGUGCCAACCGGGCAACCGCGUCUCCUCGGACAGCAGCAGUAGCUUCUCCACCGAAGUGCCGGAGACGGCGCCCAGUGGCAAGCAGCAGCCGACCAGAGUCAAGGAUCAGCGCGAGGUGCGGGCCAAGCGGAACGAGUGGCGCAUCACCAAGAUGGUGCUGGCCAUCUUCCUGUCCUUCGUCAUCUGCUACCUGCCCAUCACCAUUGUCAAGGUGGCCGACAAGAACGUGGAGCACCCCAGCCUGCAUAUCUGCAGCUACAUCCUUCUCUAUUUGUCGGCCUGCAUCAAUCCGAUCAUCUAUGUGAUCAUGAACAAGCAGUACCGCAAGGCCUACAAGACAGUGGUCUUCUGCCAGCCCGCACGCCUCCUCCUGCCCUUCGGAAAGACCAAUGGCGCCAGCAGCGCUGCAGAGAAAUGGAAAGAUACCGGGUUGAGCAACAACCACAGCCGCACAAUCGUCUCCCAGAUGUCGGGGGGAACGGCAGCGGGAACGGGAGCGGUUGCAGGAUCACCGGGAUCGGGAUCGGCGGUGCAGAACCCGCCGCCAAGCCAGCCAGCCCAGGCCCUGGAACUGAUGACACGCGCUCCGGAUCUGAUAAGCAAGUCGAACCUCCCGCUGCCCUUCGUUACGCCUCCGCCCCCCUCAGUCCUCACGGCGACUCCCAACGGAAGCAGCAACAGCAGCAGCAACAGCCUCAAUCUGCGAUUGCCGCUCAAGAAGAACAAUCACUCCUACACCAACAGCGGCUUCAACAGCAGCAGUCCCAGCUCCAGCAGCGGCUUGGGGAUCGGGAUCAGCAGCAGCUCCAUUUAUCGGCCCGGAGUUGGAUCUCUGGGGAGCGGAUCGUCCUCGAUCCGGCGCAUAACAAUGGUGGGCGACGACAUAAUACUGGAGGAGGAGGAGCUGCCGCCCACGCCGCCGGCGACCUCGGCGCCCACCACGCCGGCUCCUCCGCCGCCCUCAGUCCCAACGCAUCCGCUCUCCAUGGCUCAAACGGCAGCAGCAGGAGGAGCAGUGGCAGCGGCGGGGACCAGUCCCCAAAAGCCGACGACAGCGAAGCCGCACAUCUACAUGAACGUCGACAGCCCGAAGAGAAACCAAUCCUACCUUGAGCGUAAUACAAAUGCCGCUGCUCCAGAGGGUAACUCCGGUCCGGCCAACACAUCGGCAAUCGUCUCAGUUUCCGGCUCCAAGCUGACGGCCAAGAUGAAAUUCCCAAAAGACUAACGAAAUGCUUUAAUUCCAAAAACAAACAAAAAUCGCGUAGUUCUUAUGCUACUUUCGUUAUAAACAAAAAUAUGCCAGGCAUUGUAGAUCGGUAUAUCGUGGAUGGGUGGAGAAUACCAUAAACUGUUGACCUCCUCGCGAAAAGCUGGCAAAUCUUUAAAGUACUCUUUACCAGAUAUGGUGUUGAAGUCAAAAUUCUAUUCCCCAUAUCGUAAGCAAUUUUUUCUAUACAAAUUGUAGUUUGAUACUUAGUAUUUACCAAUAGCAAAGAGUAGUUUUUACAGACGUGCCAUAAAUUACACUUUAGUUUCUGCUAUAUUUCUUAUUUCAAACUUUAUUGUAUUCCAAAUUAAUGGACGUACCAGGUUCCAUACUAUUUCUAAUGAAAAAAAAACGUUGUUUAUUUGAUGAUAGUCGAAAUUCGGCUAUACAUUGUUCUCCCACCCUCUGUCAUAUAUCCGAUAUCGUUUUAGCCUAUGGCUGCACAUUUAUUUGACCUAUCGACGUCCCAUUACACCCUACACUACUUAGUACUAGUUAUAGAUUGUAGAUAUUUAUGACCGCCCACGCUUAGUAUUAACCCCUUCUUUUUCUACUUUAUAUGCUUACUUAUAUACCCGUACAAGGCGCACAGAUCGUGGCCCUAUACGACUAUACUUCUAUUUGAAACCGGAGUCUUUUCCUAGAUUACUUGUUCACUAUUUCCAACACAAACAUUCCUUUCCAACGUAGGCCUUUGUAAAUGAACCUAUUGUUAGUCCACCACGAGCACUCCAUUCGAAAGACGAUAGAAGCAAAUCGAAUAUGAACGUAAACAUAAAUGUUUAAAUAAAUAAACAACACUUGUAAUUUACUACCGA
Drosophila rhopaloa is the source of this 5316-nucleotide messenger RNA. It is a transcript of the gene moody, whose product is annotated as G-protein coupled receptor moody. Gene Ontology annotation, cellular component: membrane. Gene Ontology annotation, molecular function: G protein-coupled receptor activity. The transcript is spliced from 5 exons. The record is from RefSeq and is a predicted model, not a curated record. Gene Ontology annotation, biological process: G protein-coupled receptor signaling pathway. The coding region runs from base 2444 to 4456 and encodes 670 amino acids. NCBI's taxonomy places the organism in Eukaryota, Metazoa, Arthropoda, Insecta, Diptera, Drosophilidae.